GAAGUGGGGGCGCUGCUGCUGGUGUUGGGGCCCGAGGAGGGACGCGCCGGAGCGGGGCCGCCGGAACUGAGCGAGCGACAGACGCGCCACCCGCCGACGCCGCAGCCGCUUGGGGACCGCACGGACCCUCUGCCUGAGUAUAGAAUGAGCCAAGGAGACUCAAACCCAGCAGCUAUCCCACAUGCGGCAGAAGAUAUUCAAGGAGAUGACAGGUGGAUGUCUCAGCACAACAGAUUUGUCCUGGACUGUAAAGACAAAGAGCCUGAUGUGCUGUUUGUCGGGGAUUCCAUGGUGCAGUUAAUGCAGCAGUACGAGAUAUGGCGAGAGCUUUUUUCCCCACUUCAUGCACUGAAUUUUGGAAUUGGGGGAGAUACAACAAGACAUGUUUUGUGGAGACUAAAGAAUGGAGAACUGGAGAAUAUUAAACCUAAGGUCAUUGUGGUCUGGGUAGGAACAAACAACCAUGAAAAUACGGCAGAAGAAGUAGCAGGUGGAAUCGAGGCCAUCGUCCAACUUAUUAAUACAAGGCAGCCGCAGGCCAAAAUCAUUGUAUUGGGUUUGUUACCUCGAGGUGAGAAGCCCAACCCGUUGAGGCAAAAGAAUGCCAAGGUGAACCAGCUCCUCAAGGUUUCCCUGCCGAAGCUCGCCAACGUCCAGCUCCUGGACACAGACGGGGGCUUCGUGCACUCGGACGGUGCCAUCUCCUGCCACGACAUGUUUGAUUUUCUGCACCUCACAGGAGGGGGCUACGCCAAGAUCUGCAAACCCCUGCAUGAACUGAUCAUGCAGUUAUUGGAGGAGACCCCGGAAGAGAAACAAACCACCAUCGCCUGACUGGCUCCCAUCAGUGUUACUCGCACCCCAGCUUCCUCAGAUCAGUUAUAUCACUGGCACUACAGAAUCCUUCUCUUUCCUAAGGCACUUUGCAUUGUAGAAUGUUCCUGGAUGUUCAUAUCUAGUGUUUGAAGGGGAGGAGGGAUUUAAAUUGGUCCUGUACAUAGAAGGUUGGUUUGACACAGGAGACAAAUUAGCCAAGGAAGAUUGUUGUUUAAAUUCAUUUGAAACCAGAAGGGGACUUUUUUAGUUGUAUGUGUGACAUACUCAUUGAAUUAUCACAGUUUUUCCUAGGACAACAUCGAGCCUAAGGACUGAACAAAAUGAAGAUUUUUUUUUCUUGGCUUUUCUUUCUAUGGAUUAUGUCAUAUAGAGUAACGAUCAGGAUCACACCAACUUGGCUUUAAAACAGAUGUCUUUUCCAGUUUUUAAAGUUAAUAAUUUAGCCCUGUGUUUUUAGUUUGCUUUAGUCCUAUGUAUUCACAACAUUUUCUUAACAUACAGCAUCAGAUCGAACAUGCUUGUGAUUCAGAUAUGGGAUAUGCUAUGGUUACAAGUGAAUUUGUUCCACUCUCUUAAUCUUUCCCAUGUUUAGCAGUGGAAGAUAGGUUUUGCCCCAUUUGGGGGACUCUAUGGAGGGUAUUAUUUUUAUGCUGCUGAAUAUCAUGUCUAUAAUAGACCCAUGCAUGCAGCCUUUCCUCCCUAUUUCCCCUCAUCCCCUCUUUGUUUUUUUUGGGGGGGGGGUCCUUGUUGACAUUACAGGCUUUUAACACAUUUUUGACCUAGGAGCUCUGUUGCUGGAAAUGUAAGUCCCCAGCCAGUUACUCUCAUGAUGAUAGUACUGAUGUGCAACUCAUUCUUGUGUGGUGCUCUGUGCGUAGUCUGUGUAGUGCUGUCCACAUUUGGAGUUCUGGUUUGGUUUGGUUUGUUUUUCCCUCAAGAUGUGCUACACUUUUUUUGGAGAGAGAAAAAAAAAAAAAAGGCAACCAGAACUCUGUUUCCCAUUCCAUAAGCCCUGACAUUAUUUCGAGUUUUAUAGUAUCUUAGGAUGUAUAUUUUAUUUUUUUAUUGGCUUAGUUUUUUAAAUUAUAUCAGUCCAGAAAAAUUUGGCCUUUUUUCAUGGGGAAGCAAAUGGAGCCGCUCUUCAGAGUAGGCCUUCUGCCUUGAUCCCACCAUUUUAGUGAAAAAGAACUAGGUUUGUUUGACUUUCAGGGUUUGAGAAUUUCUUUUGAGAGAGCUCUUUAUGAUCUUAAUGGUUUGCUUGAGCUUUAAGAACUGCCAUUUCAAAAACAGUGGGACAGUACAUGGUUAAUUGUUCAGUAUACCUAUGGGAUAUGUACAAACUGGACCUACAAACAAAUAUUUUAAACUGGACCAGGUGGGUAUUGGAGUAGCCUAUCAGAAUGUGCUCUGCACUGAUUGUGUUUAACAUUCAAGUUCAGCGACUAAGGCAUAUGUCCGAUGUUCUGCUUGCAAGGCAAGUGCUGGUGCUUUGGCGAGCUGGAGGGGUUGCUGAUUUGUGCUAGGAGCCACUUCUCAUGGAGAGGAAUAGAACUUGGGCUGAUGUUUUUCUUGUGAAACGUCUUUCUAGGAAUUUUUUUGGUUUUACUUUUAGUCUUUUUUUUUUUUUUUUUUUAAAUACGUGUCUGAAUGUAUCAUGUCUUCACUAACGACAGAAAGUACAUGUGAUGUUUACUAGACUCGUUUCCCACAUUAAGGUUCCCUCUGUCUUUAGGAGCCCAGAUUCUUGAGUUUAUCAAGACAGGUUUUUUCUUAGCUGAGGCAUAGUUCUAAGGAGGGCAGAGAAGUUUGUGUGCGAAAAGACCCAUCUUAUCCGGGGUUUUUUCCAUUUGUCAGAGGGCGGGAGUAUCGCCCAGACAAACCCAUUAGGUUAUUCCUGCGGCAUGCGCUUCUGGCUUCCCUCUUGGCUAAGGAUCAAAUAGCCCUUGGUGAGCUGACCUUCGGCUCCUUUGCUUAUGUGUGUAAACCUUGGGUGUUACUACGUUUUAUACCUACCAGAGCGAUUCGAGCAAUAGUAUUUGAACCACUAGCCUCUUAAAUAAAAUCUGCCCCAUUGCUAACGUGCAGAUACCGAGUCCACUUUGAUUUCUUGCCCACUUUCUUUGCACUGCUUUAGGCAAAAAGUGUUCAUCUGUUUUUCUUUGAUAGACAUCCCUGUUUGCUACAGUGACAGAACUUACUGCUUACUCUUUGGAUGUCUCUCUUUAUACUUUCAUGUAUAUUUGAAUGUUAUGCACUGUCCAAAUGAAAUGUCCUAGUUGUCAUUGUGAUUAAGGGGCCAACUUUCCAGACAGCUAGCAGAGGUGUUCUGAUCCUCCCUCCCAGCAAAUUUUCAUUCCUUCGCCCAUCCAUUCCCGAUACGUUGCCAGCAGCCAGUGAUGGCUGUGGAUUUCUGUAGACGCAUCGUAAAAGUGGCAGGUUGAGGAUGUCCUGCCAGGGAUGACCUAAGGCAUGGUGUUUUGCUGCCUCCGUAUCCUAGGCUGCCACAGGCAGUGGUCUGGCGCCCACUUUAGGGUCUUUUUGGACUGUUGGAGGCAACUUUCUAAACCAGAACUUCUGUGAAAAACCUUUACCCAACAAAACAAAUCUUGAGUAGCUCAUGCCCUGCUCUUAAGAAUUCUGUCUCUCGUUAACAAACAAAAACACUUUUUAAAAAACCUAGUCACUGUUUACAGUUGUAUGCUAAAGCCUGAAAUAUUGUCUGUGCUGUGGUGUAUGAGCAUUGCCAAUUUUAUAUUUAUUGCAGUGAAGAAGAAACUAAAAAUAUAUGAAAAUGAGGAGCAUGUCCACGCUCCUAAAUCUGUGUGGGUGCAUGUGGGAGAAGUGAGUUGGGGUCUCUUGAAAGGAGGCUUUUUGGAGUGGGGUCUCCCAGGCUUCUCCUUGGUGUUCCUGCUUGGGGAUCACUGCUGCUAGCUGACUGGACCUCCCCAACAGAAGUUUGUGAUUCUGCUUUGGCGAAGUUUCAUUGACUAGUAGAACUCAUUCUGUUUUAGUGCAUAUUUCGAUAUAAAUGUAAACAUUUCACUCAAACUUGCUUAUGUCUUUCUGUCUCCUUUAUCAGAGUCUGGAUUCCAGUGGGGGAAAAAGGGGAUGCUUCCCCCUCCCACCCCCCACCCCCCCCAAACCUUAUCACAAGCACAUUGGAUACUUAGAACAUUCUGCCGCUUUUCCAGGGAACUGAAUGUACUGGGCUGACUGUCCUCACAUCUCAGGGUUGAAGGAGGGAAGGUUGGGAUGAGCAGAUACAGGGAACCCUAACUAGACACCUGGGGAAGUUGUCAGAGGAAGUAUUUCAGAUUGCUUAUGCGUAUCUGUCAGUUAAAAAGAACUGAUUCUUAAACUGUUAAACUAACCUCUUGGUCUUUUUUCCUAAUUUCAAUCUUCAGAAUUUAUUCACAUUAAAUUUGUAAUUUCCACUGUUUCUCACUCUAUUCCUCACACUAAUAAUCAUCAGUUUCCUUUUUUACACUAGAGUAACUCUUUCUGCUCUUCCCCUCCCCGCCCCCAGCAUGCACUCAAGUACUUCAAAUUAAUUGGACUAUUUUGAGUUCUUGUGCCAUCUAGGGAGAAAGUCCCACUAAUAUUAUGUAGGUGUAUCCAUCCCCUUUCUGCUGUUGGCUGAGAGGCCCAGGGAGAGAUGGAUGGUAUCCAUCUAAGAAGUCCUAUAAUUUUGGUGCCUGAGCUGGGAUUUGAACCUAGCUUUAAAACCGGAUUUCAGAGUCCUUGCCUUGCCACUACUCAUCCAAUCUGGGCUGUCUUUCUAGUUGUAGAUUCUGAUUCAGUGAGUUCAUGAUAGAUACAUUCCCAGUUUCCCUUCAGUUGAAGGUCCUGGGAAUGACGCGAGCAUCUUCUCACCUGGACCAAGCCAGCAGCUUCCUUCAGAACUUUCUGCAGCUGGUAUACUCUGUUACCUUCUGUCCUCCACACAGCCACAUGAUUAUUAGAAUUUAUUUAAAGUUCGUUACCUAGCCAUCUUGCUUUCUACCUGAAACCAGCAGUAGAGUGAAAUUGUGUUUAUGGAGCAAGAAUUUGUGGUGGUACACAUGAAGGGGUUCAAAGACUGCUUCGCUGUUAACAUGUCCAUUAAGUUCAGACUGUCAGGAAGACACUUGGGUAAAUGAAGUUUAAGAUCUAAAGGAAACAGGAAACUAAGUAUAGUCAAAUGGUGAAAAGAUAAUUAAAAUAGAAAGUUAACAGCUUCCAUGUGCUGAGGAGUAGGGGGUGGGGACCACAAGGGUAGAUGAAAACAUUGAGGGUUCAUUCAUACAGAGACGUUAAGAAAGCACAGCUGCCUCCUCGCAGUCGCCCUUUACCCGUGAGUCCGGACUGUUUGCGCAGGCAGGUUAGGCUGGUUGUGUGCUGUAGACCACCUCAUCUGAGCUGGAUGAACGGCAUCAGUGGCCUCAGGCCCAUAACGUGACCACAGAGUUCAGGACAGGAACCUUGAGCAUGGACUCAGCUCUCACGUUGCAUCUUUGCCUCCCAGUCUAAAACAGCCUGACCCAAGUAUGACCUCUUUACAGUAAUGAUCGUAGAACAAGAGUCAGUUACUCAACUGGGCCAUCAGGACCCAACCUGAUGACUAGCGACCAACCACGCCAGCAGUAAUUACAGCAGAUGGCUAUGCCACUAAAAUGUUUCUUAGCAGCUGCAAGCUUCUGUGGUUUUUUUUGUAUCAUCCACUUCAUCACUCUUCACCACAGUGAUGCUACUGAGUUAAACUGGUUCAGUCCUGGAAGAGAAGAGAAUAUGGAGAUCCCAAGAUACUUGUGUUUUUCUAGUCGUCUUCCUCCCCUGUCUAAUCACACCAGGUUCUUCUCUACCCUGUCCUCCCCUGGAGGCUUUGCCUUUGUCAGGAGCUCACUGGUUCCCUUGAAGUCACAGGCAGUAGUGAAAGCAGCCCAGGCCCUUUGUCAAGCGCAUCCAAACUACUAGUCAGGUGAACAUCACUGGCCGGGGACAAGUGGGUAGGAGGGAAGGCUCCCUUGCCAGCACCCACUUGGGGAAAAACUGGACAAAACCAGCAGGAGAGUCCCAUCUACUUUUCUCCUGUCAUUGCAGGGGUGAAAUCUUCACUCAGCAACAUAUUUUUACAUAGCCACGAAGCAAAGUUCUUCGAUGUUUGAUUAACACAUUGUCUAUCUUCUACUCUGGCCUGAUUUUAUACUAUUGCUUUUAUGUUCUCAAAAGACGUUUUGCAAACUGCUCAAGCUUUGACCUUCGUGACACGUCAGUGUACCGUGGUAAGCUCAUCAAUAACUAGCAGUCGAAGCCAUUAGAUAGAACAUCCGAUGCCCUCCAUGACUUGACCCUCUUCAAUGCGUAUCCUCCCACCCCUUUGGACCUUUGUGCCAAUAGCACUGAACUUUGAGUCUAUGACUUUGCUCUAAGUCAAGACCCCUUGUCUGGAAAAUGCUCCUAUUCCUUUGCUAGACCAUCUUCUAUUCAUCUUUUCAGAUCCCCCUGAGGGACACCUCCUGGGGUAUUUUCUGAUUUCUCCUGAUUUCCCUCAUUUCCAGCUCUGGUUUGUACUAGAUCUCUCAUCUCUGAGUUCCCAUAAUACCUUGUGUAACUCUUUUAUCAUUGCACUUACUCUGUAUUAUAUGCUUACCCAUUUGUCCACACUGUUAGAUUAUGAAUUCUUAAGAACAGAGAAUGUGUUGUAAGUAUCUGUGUUCCCAGCACCCAGCUUAGUGACUAGUACACACUAGGCAUUGAAUAAACGAAAGAAUGAAUGA
Molecule: messenger RNA, 6593 nt
Organism: Enhydra lutris kenyoni (northern sea otter)
Lineage: Eukaryota; Metazoa; Chordata; Mammalia; Carnivora; Mustelidae
Gene: PAFAH1B2
Product: platelet activating factor acetylhydrolase 1b catalytic subunit 2
Exons: 6
Coding region: 145-834 (229 amino acids)
Source: RefSeq, a predicted model, not a curated record